This is a messenger RNA of Odocoileus virginianus texanus, 1065 nucleotides long. Its product is annotated as protamine-2. Gene Ontology annotation, cellular component: nucleus. Gene Ontology annotation, molecular function: DNA binding. Lineage: Eukaryota; Metazoa; Chordata; Mammalia; Artiodactyla; Cervidae. Gene Ontology annotation, biological process: nucleus organization; spermatid development; chromosome organization. The record is from RefSeq and is a predicted model, not a curated record.
GGGCUCAGUGGCUUUCUACUGGCAGCUUGAGAUGGGCCACAGAAAUAGACAAAUGCUUCCACUAGGGCUUGCUAUGCACCUCCCCGAGAACCAAGAACCAUUUCCCAGUUCAAGCUCAAUUCACCAGCCAUGGAUACAUCCCAUCAAUCCCUAAGGUGCCCGAUGUUGAGGUUUAAAAAGUUGAUGUCUCUGGGUACAGUGAGUAACUUGUCCAGUGGUUAGGCUAAGCUAUAUUUAAUCAGGAACAAUAUCCUCAUCCCAGGUGGAAGAAACAAAAGUAACUUGCUCCACUCAACCGUAUGAUUCUCUGAGAUGUGAAGGUGAUUCACGAAAACACUGCUGUCUCCUGGGCUCAGAACUGUCAGAUUAUUAACAUGAGAACUCGGGCCACGACCAUCUCAUGGCACAGCAAUUUGGCACAGGGCGUUUUAUCAGUGAUCAGAACUCUCCGACCCAGUUGCCUAGUGACAGGGUCACAGAAACAUCGUGGCCUGACAUCCAUUUAUGAGCACCAUGGAGCACAGGCCAGCUGCUGCCUCAGCCCCAGUUGCCCACCCGUGACCCCCUUCAGCACGAUGGUCCGAUGCCGCGUGAAGAGUCCGACUGAAAGUCCAACCGGGCAGCAGGGCUCCGGGCAGCAGGGCGAGACGGAGCGCCCGGAAGAGACGCAGGAGCUGAGGCCGGAGGACAUUCCGGUCUACGGGAGGACUCAAAGAGGCCGCUACCACUACAGACACAGGAGCCACACGCGGCGGCGCCCCUGCAGGAGGCGCCGGAGACGGGCCUGCAGGCACAGGAGGCGCCGUAGAGGUUCGGCGGGCCCCCCCUGUGCUCCCAUCCCCGGCACCCCCCAGGCUUCCAGGCCAGGGCUCAGGCUGCCGAAGGAUGAAGAGAAGGAGGAGGAGAUGCGGAAGGCAGCUCUAAGCUUCCCUGGGCCUACCAGGAAGAGUCACCUGCCAGGAAGCACCUCACAAGACCAUAGCAAAUCCCCCUUGGAGCCCACGAGAUCUUGAGUUAAAAUGAGCAAAAGUCAUCUGCCAAAUAAAUCUUGAGAUAAGAAACUUG